AUGGCCAAUCCGGCGAUGUCGGAUCGGGGUGCUUUGAAUUUUCUGAAGUACCUCGGCCAAGCGAACAAAAAUGUCAUACGGGACCCCGAAAUAUGGUGGUACGACCGUAGAAAACAACUGGAGUGGGCUCUGAAAACCGACCGGAGCUUGUGUAGAGAAUACGGUCACUGGACUUGGAUCUUCAAAACAAUUGGGUCUACCCCCCUCCAUGAAAGCUGGUUCGGCACGUCACGGUCGGAAAUGGCAAACUUCCCUCGAAUAAGCUCCCUGAAUACAAACUUCCUACCUCCAUGGCUAAUUCUGAUAAUGCCUACUCUCCGGAAAUUCCACAUCAAGACUACGUCUCUUGAUCACCUCAUCCAGUAUGGUCUCUGUAGGGAUAAUGAUCCUUAUAUCUGGACGCGCAACUGGUGGGAACCAAAUCAGGAGGCCCAAGACGAUGCGAAGUAUCUGUUCAAUAUGAAUAUGCUAUAA
Paraphaeosphaeria sporulosa is the source of this 474-nucleotide messenger RNA. RefSeq lists its product as uncharacterized. Lineage: Eukaryota; Fungi; Ascomycota; Dothideomycetes; Pleosporales; Didymosphaeriaceae. The transcript is spliced from 2 exons. The coding region runs from base 1 to 474 and encodes 157 amino acids. The record is from RefSeq and is a predicted model, not a curated record.